Molecule: messenger RNA, 2982 nt
Organism: Bacidia gigantensis
Lineage: Eukaryota; Fungi; Ascomycota; Lecanoromycetes; Lecanorales; Ramalinaceae
Exons: 2
Coding region: 1-2982 (993 amino acids)
Source: RefSeq, a predicted model, not a curated record
AUGGCCAUGGUCAGUGGUACCAGAUACAGAGAGUUUGCUGAUGUAAAGUGGGACAGUAUUGUACUGGUUCAUGGUCUUUUCGGUCAUGCUAAAAAGUCGUGGUCUCUGAAUGUCCCAAAUAGGGUUUCCGGAGAGGAGCCCGUCGAUUCAAAUGCUCUCUGCAACAGUAGUGACGAAAGUGGUGCCGAGAAACCACCUCGAAAGAAACGAUGGACUAAAGGCAAGGACUUGUUCCACGAGGUAUUCUGGCCUCGCGAUCUCUUGCCCAAAGUAUUCCCCAAUGCGCGUGUUUUGACAUGGGGCUAUGACGUCCAAAUCGAGCAAUUGUUUUCAGCGACUUCUCAGGCUUCGAUAUUCCAUCACGCAGAGACGCUUUUGGCUGACCUUGUCAUGUUGAGAAAUACGGAAGCCAGGAAAUCGAAGCCUUUGCUUUUCAUUGCCCAUAGUCUUGGCGGCAUCGUUGUGAAAGACGCGCUUAGCCUUUCGAAAAAUGAAAAGGCACCAUUGUGUGAAAUACUACCCGCAUCUAUAGGAGUGAUGUUCUUGGGCACCCCACAUCAUGGCUCGAGCAUUGCUUCUCUGGGUAAAAAGUUCUUCGAGAUCUCACAACUAUUCUUCCAGAAGCCCAAUCUGCAAGUGCUCAGCGCUCUAGAAAGCAACUCCGAAAUACUGGAGCGGAUAUCGAGGAGCUUCACGCAAGUUCUUUCAAGUAGUUCAAUCAAGGUCCAUUCCUUUCGAGAAGAGCUUCCUACAAAGGGUAGAAUGAUAGUAACACCAGCAUCUGCAGCCAUUGGUUAUUUGCAUGAGACUCAAGGAUCGCUAUAUGCAAAUCAUCGGAGUAUGGCAAAAUUCUCAUCUGUCAAGGAUAUCAAGUUUGAGAGAGUAACUUCCGUCCUGCAGAGAUGGGUCGAAGAAGCUCCUAUUGUGCAGUCAACCACAAAAGAAGCUGGUAAUCUGGAUGGUCCAAAAUUUGACAAGCAGCUGCAACUUUGUCUCAGGUCCCUUUCCUUCGCUGAGGCUGAGGCUCGAUUCGAAGGUAUAGAAGUGGCCUAUCACCAAACUUACACGUGGAUCUUCGACCCUCAAAUCGGAUUGGCAGACUGGUUAGAAGGCAAGAGCCGCAACAACAUCUUCUGGAUCCAAGGAAAGCCAGGCUCUGGAAAAUCUACAGCGAUGAAAUUUGCUAUCAGCCAGCCAUUGACUCUCCAGUUACUCCAAAAGUAUAGUGACAGUCAUUGGAUCGUCGCUUCAUUCUUUUUCCACGAUCGCGGGACGAGUAUGCAGAAGUCAGGCGAAGGGUUCCUGUGUAACAUCCUGUACCAGAUCUUGUCUCAACAGCAAUCAUUAUUUCCAGUAAUCUACGACUUACUUGCCAGGGAAACAGUUGCUCAACCGUUUACAAUUAAGUUUUGGAAGUCCCAAUGGACGCUUAGUAGACUCCGAGAGGUCUUGAUGACGAUCGGGCAGAAAUCGACUUCUAAGGUCAAUCUCUGCCUUUUUGUAGACGCCCUUGAUGAGCAUAAUGGGAGCUAUAGAGAACUAGUCGAUAUCCUAAUGGAUAUAGCUCAAUUGACUAACAACCCUACGUUUCGGGUACGGCUGAUCCUCGCCGGACGUCCUGAAAACGUUUUCAGAACCGCGUUCCGUGACUGUCCAGGAUUCGCUAUUCACGAGCACACCGAAAAUGACAUUCGCAACUACGUAGAUGGAAGACUGCAGAAAGAGAUGUGCGCCAGCCAACCGAUCGAGGGCGAUAUACAGUUGUCCAACCUGGUUGGGAGUGUUGUCCAACUCGCCCGUGGUGUAUUUCUAUGGGUUAAAUUAGCCGUCAAUGAACUUGUCGAGGGGCUUUGUGAGGGCGACACCCUUGAGGAGCUCGACAUUCUACUAUCAACAAUACCCACAGAACUUGAAGAUCUAUAUAAGAGAGCCCUGCGUCGCUACCCUCGGAGUUCAUCGCGAUCCCUCGCGAACAAUAGAUACGAAGCAUACGUGAUGUUUCAGCUCGCUUCAUGCGCUUUGACUCCAUUUCGGCUGUAUGACUUUCUCGCUGCUGCUCACUGCCUGUGCCAUGGCACGGAAUCCGUCUUGAAACUAGCAAAGCACAAUCCAGACCAAAUGGAGCGUCGAUUGACCAGUCGAUGCAUGGGGCUUCUCGAAGCAGAGACCGUUGGGAACGGGCCAGCAGUAAUUGUGCAAUUUAUGCAUCAAACAGUCAAGGAGUUCGUACACAGUGAUGAAGGCCGCAGUGCAAUUCGCGAAGGGAUACCCAACCUCGAUAUUGAAGGCGGAACUUGUCUCAUUUUUAAAUAUAUGUUGAAACUAAUUGGAUCUCUGGACACAAAAACUUUGAAUCUCAACCCAAUAGGGUUCAUGAUGGAACAUUUUGCUUCUUACGCGAACGUACUUGAGUGGGAUGAGGAAGUGUGUGUUGCCAAUGAAUUUGAAAUGGCACUACAGACCCUAAAGGAAAUAGGACCGCGUCAAAUGAUUGAUCGACUUCUUGACGAUCGCAUGACCAAAAAAGCUCAGGGGUUUCUCGCCAAAAAUGCAUCUCUAGAAGAGACAAACCAUACCGAAUUAAGCAGGGAAUGUUGCUAUUACCUCCUUGAUGUGAUAAAAGAUCUAUUUUGGGAGAAAAACAACCGUCCCUGGAAAUCACAAAUGCAUCUAUUUAGGGAGAAAAGCGACCAUCCUUGGUUAUCACGAAUGCUAGAUAUCUUCGUGGAAGUGGGAAUCGUCAGUCAGCAAACUCCUACAGAGAGUGAUCGCUGCAUUGAUCGCAAGGACUUCGAGGAAGUGAAGCGGUUACUACUUGAGGAAGGAAAGCAGAAAAGAAGUACUACCCCUAUGUCGGAGUUUCUUGGGAUUUUCGGCACUUUUUCCGAGGGCACAAACGGCGAAAAGCUCAAAGACAAAUCUACUCAUAACUUUAUGACCAGAGCUUCAAAAAUAACAAACGCGGUCUCAAAAGAAAGCUAA